UUCUUCCUUGCCUUCCCGCUGCGAGAGCUAAGGGGGGCGGGAGCGAUGGCGGUGGCUAGGGUUUUGAACUCCGCUUUCCUAGGGUUUACGAGGAGCCCCUCCUCCGUGUCAUCGUACACGUCUUGCUCCUCUCCUCUUCUCCUACAAUGGCAAUGGCGGCGGCUCUACUCCUCGGGCUCGAGGCUCAGCAUGACCCUCAAGGCCGGCAUCGUCGGCCUCCCCAACGUCGGCAAGUCCACCCUCUUUAAUGCCGUCGUUGAGAAUGGAAAAGCUCAGGCCGCGAAUUUUCCUUUCUGUACGAUAGAGCCGAAUGUUGGCAUUGUUGCUGUCCCAGAUCCACGACUGAAUGUGCUUGCUGAGCUCAGCAAAUCUCAAAGAGUCGUCCCAGCAUCUAUAGAGUUUGUUGAUAUUGCCGGUCUUGUCAAAGGAGCCAGUCAAGGAGAGGGAUUGGGGAAUAAAUUUCUUUCACACAUCCGUGAAGUGGAUUCCAUCCUUCAGGUUGUACGCUGCUUUGAGGAUAACGAUGUCAUCCAUGUGAAUGGGAAAGUUGAUCCAAAAUCAGAUAUUGAUGUCAUCAACUUAGAACUAGUUUUUGCAGAUCUUGACCAGAUAGACAAACGACUUGAGAAGCUUAGAAAAGGCAAAGCAAAAGACUCACAGUCGAAACUGAAGGAGGAAGCAGAGAAGUCAGCUUUGGAGAAAAUUCAGAAGACACUGAUGGAUGGAAGACCUGCUCGAUCUGUUCCACUAACAGACUUCGAAAAUGAUUCCAUACGUCAUCUCUGCUUACUGACCAUGAAACCUGUUAUAUAUGUAGCUAAUGUGGCUGAGUCUGAUCUUGCGGAACCCAAUAGCAAUCAUCAUGUCAGGGAAGUGAUAAAUCUUGCAUCAGACUUGCAAUCUGGUCUGGUAACAGUAUCAGCACAGGUUGAAUCUGAGCUUAUUGAACUUCCAAUGGAAGAGAGAACCGAGUAUUUAAAAUCUCUUGGAGUAAAUGAAAGUGGACUGGGAAAUUUGAUAAGGGCAACAUAUGAACUUUUGGGUUUGCGAACUUACUUUACAUCUGGAGAGAAGGAAACAAAAGCAUGGACAAUACUUGCCGGCAUGACAGCACCUCAAGCUGCUGGAGUUAUCCAUUCAGACUUUGAGAAAGGCUUCAUUCGAGCAGAGACUGUUGCUUAUGAUGAUUUUGUUGCAGCUGGUUCUCUGGCAGCAGCAAGGGAGAAAGGACUUUUGAGGUCCGAGGGAAAAGAUUAUGCCGUGCAGGAAGGAGACGUGAUGCUUUUCCGGUUCAACGUAUAAUGAUACCGAUGUAACUCGAGCGAGCUUUAUUUGGUCAUUAUAUCUUUUUGCAGCUUCUAUGGAUUUUGCAUGAGCUGCUAUUGAUAUGCAUCGACUGCAAAGCAGUGUUCAUUGUAGGAAUUUGUUUAUUGGAGGCCCAUCAUAUUCUUCGACAUAUCAGAGACACAUCAUGAAUGUUUGAGGAAAUGCAGGAUUAGUUACUAUACACAUUUCAUUGGGAAAAUUCUUGUAAUAACAAUUCACCCUUGAUGUUUUUGUAAAUUUAGUCAAUGUUUUGUUUUUGUGGACCAUAGAAUUCACUCACCAAGACCUGUCAUGUUCUGAGGA
Phoenix dactylifera (date palm) is the source of this 1629-nucleotide messenger RNA. RefSeq names its product GTP-binding protein-like protein. Gene Ontology annotation, cellular component: cytoplasm. Lineage: Eukaryota; Viridiplantae; Streptophyta; Magnoliopsida; Arecales; Arecaceae. Gene Ontology annotation, molecular function: ATP hydrolysis activity; GTP binding; ATP binding. The record is from RefSeq and is a predicted model, not a curated record.